Didymella exigua CBS 183.55 is the source of this 1134-nucleotide messenger RNA. RefSeq lists its product as uncharacterized. NCBI's taxonomy places the organism in Eukaryota, Fungi, Ascomycota, Dothideomycetes, Pleosporales, Didymellaceae. Gene Ontology annotation, biological process: RNA catabolic process. The coding region runs from base 439 to 936 and encodes 165 amino acids. Gene Ontology annotation, cellular component: ribonuclease H2 complex. The transcript has 2 exons. The record is from RefSeq and is a predicted model, not a curated record.
GGCCGUAUUCGUGGUGAGCGCGGUCUUCGAUCCGUUUCCGCGGUCAGGUCCCAGCGAUGGUCCGCAUGUUUCUUAGCCGCGCAUAUGCGCUGAUUGACAUGCUAUUGUUCCGCAGUUCAAGUCGCGGACAUCAUUGUGUAGAGAGGAAGUAAAGGCCCACAAGGCGUCGCCGGAGUUCAUCGUCCAUAUGUAACCGCAUCGUCAUAAUUGCACCCCUUCGGCAAGAACAACCGUGCCACCCCGCGGCGACGCGCUCAACGCGUCCGACGCGUAAACUUUAGCACCUCCAAUCAACAUCGCUGAGGCAUCCAACAACAGCCAGCUCCACAAAACGCCGUCUAGAAGGUAUAGUCUUGCAGUCGCAGUGCGCACGGAAACACAACACAACAGACCAAAUACCACUCGCCAACAACCACUCACAGCAAGACAACCGCCGCGAUGCUAUCAAUCCAGCCCAGCAGCCCCAAGAAACACACUCCCAACCUGCUCCCCGCGCGCAUAAACCACAACGGUCGAAUACCCACCACACCGCACCACUGGACGCCCACAACUGACGAGAAAGGUACGCGGCACGUCCACUUCCGCGGCCGCCACCUGCACGGCACCACCCUGCCGCUGCCUGCCACACACACGGGCGCCAUCCUGCUCGUAACAGAUAAACCCGCGCCUCCAGCACCCGCCAAGUGUCUAGACGAAGACGCAGACGCAGAUGGAGAUGGGGACAUGGAUGAAGUUCCCGAGGACGUCAAGAUUGCAGAGCAGAUCGGCGAGUUCGACGAGCUGGUCGUCUGGGGCCAUGGGGGGACGGUGGAUGAAGGCGACAUGUAUAUCAGGGGCGUGAGGGAGUGGAUUGGGUUCGCGGCGAGUAUGCACUGUGACGAUGAAGACGGGCAAGGGGAAGGAAAACUGCAGACGAACGGGGCGGAGGCGUCGUGACAUGUGUUGGACGUCGAGGCUAGUGGGGAUUGCAGGAUACCCAAGAGUACAAUGAAUGAAGGUUGAUCAAGCUCAAGAUUAAGCUACGGAUGGUGGAUGCCGUCAGCCCUUGCGGAUAUCCUGCCAUCCUUCAAGAUACGUGUGGCACGCGCUCAGCACCGGGAGGAGCAGCAUGGCUACGCUCAGCGUCUGCCCAAA